Molecule: messenger RNA, 1744 nt
Organism: Rhizopus microsporus ATCC 52813
Lineage: Eukaryota; Fungi; Mucoromycota; Mucoromycetes; Mucorales; Rhizopodaceae
Product: Metallo-dependent phosphatase
Exons: 11
Coding region: 356-1699 (447 amino acids)
Cellular component (GO): cytoplasm
Molecular function (GO): phosphoprotein phosphatase activity
Source: RefSeq, a predicted model, not a curated record
AUUUCAGAUACUACCAGAUGGACAAGAUUAGACGUUGAUUUGAAUGAGAUGGAAGAUCAGGAGCAAGGACGAUCUCCGCUUUGGCUUUAUUAUACAAAAGACACAAGAAUAUCCAAAAACCCUAUCAGCUCAAUCAUUGUAAAGGAAGGAAGUGGGCCUAGUGUGGCUCCAGAGUAUACAAGAAUACCUGUUGAUUUAAAUGACGGCGUAGAUGGGUAUCAUUUAUUCAUGUAUUAUAGUCAGGAUGGUCCCAAAGGUAAAAGACAUGAAAAAAGAAGAGAGUUGAAGACUUUGACAUCUACUAGACCCCAUUACUGCUAUCACUGCAAAACAGUGUUUUACAUCAAAUUGUUAUAUGGAUGGCUGGGAAAGAGUUGAGAAGGACCUGAAUAAGGGUGUUGUUGUAGGUAUGAGCGUAUAUCUAUUUUACAAGAGAGAAAAAGCAAAGGAACCUGUAACAGAUAUUGUCGUUUUACUGAACGAUCAAUCAACACCAGAGGGCUAUACUAAGGUAGACGCCAACCUUAAUUCAAUAACUUUACGAGGAGACGACAUUUAUCUAUGGUACAAAACUUCCAGUGAUAUCAAAAACGCGAUACAAGAUCUUGCUAUACAGUUUGGACCGCGUCCGGUAACUCCGUUUGGAUGGGAGCAGAUCCCUGUGAACUUAAAUAGUGCCAAUAACGGAAAGGAUGGGUUUGGUGAACCAACCUACCUGUAUAUAAAAAAGGGAUAUCAGGAACCCCCAACGGUGCGCAGACUAGAGUUUGAUCAAGAAGGAGAGUUUAAGAUAUUGCAGUUGGCAGAUUUACAUUUUACCAAUGAAAAGGGUGUCUGUCGAGACGUGCCAUCUGAGUUUGAUUGUAAAGGAGAUGACUCGACGAUUGAAUACAUAAGCAAACUGUUGGAUAGAGAACUUCCUAAUUUAGUGGUAUUUUCUGGUGACAAUAUUAAUGCGGCAGGCGUUAGUGACGCGAGAGCUGUUGUGUUCAAGUUUACAAGUCUCGUGGCUCAAAGGAAAAUUCCUUGGGCUGCUGUGUUUGGAGAACAUGAUGAUAAAAAUGAGCUGAGCCGAGAAGAGCUUGUAGAAGUGAUGAGACGAAUUCCUUACUCUUUGAUCGAACAAGGACCUGCUGAACUACCAGGCGUCGGGAACUAUAUCCAAAAGAUUUAUACCAAUGGAACAAGAGCAGCUACCCAUGAUUUUACACUUUAUUUCUUGGAUUCUCCUUUGCAAACUAUGGGUGACGUACAGGUGAACGCGAUUCAAAAGGAACAGCUAGAAUGGGUUGCACAAUCCGAUUUAGAGUUUCAAAAGCAGAAUUCUAAUCCAAAUGCAGCUAUUUUCUUUUAUGCUCCCGUCUGGGAGUAUCAUCAUGAAUACCCAAGAUUAGGUGAUGCACGUGAAUCUGUGUCAACACCAAAGAACGAACUAUCUACGCUAGACUACUUCAAACAAGCCAAGAGCAUUAAGAUAGCAAGCUGUGGUCGCGAUCAUGUUAAUGAUUUUUGCCUGGAAAAAGAAGGCAUCCAAUUAUGUUAUGCGGGAGGAGCAGGUGUCGGAGGUUAUGGCGCUGCACAUAUGGGCUGGCCAAGACGUUCAAGGAUAAUUAAACUGAGUGAACAUGGUCAAGUCAUAACAACGUGGAAAAGACUUGAUGAUGAGAAAUUGACCAUGAUUGACUUUCAAACAUUAUAAAAAUAUAAACAAAUAAACAGUUUGAUACAAACAUUCUUCUUUGAA